Molecule: messenger RNA, 417 nt
Organism: Capsella rubella
Lineage: Eukaryota; Viridiplantae; Streptophyta; Magnoliopsida; Brassicales; Brassicaceae
Product: histone deacetylase HDT1
Exons: 3
Coding region: 81-389 (102 amino acids)
Source: RefSeq, a predicted model, not a curated record
GACACUUCGUCUUCCAUUUUAGCUGUCAUAAACCCUAAAAAUCCCAUCUUUUUCAAACCUUUCGACCUCGAUUCGUAGCUAUGGAGUUCUGGGGAAUUGAAGUUAAACCAGGAAAGCCAGUUACAGUGGAAACUGAACAUGACAGACUUAUCCACGUUUCUCAGGCAUCUCUUGGAGAAUGUAAAAACAAGAAGGAAGAGACUGUGGCUGUACAUGUAAAGUUUGGCGACAAGAAACUUUUAUUGGGAACCCUUUCAACUGUGAACAUCCCUCAGAUUUUCUGUGAUUUGGUAUUCCAGAAUGAUUUUGAGAUUUCCCACAAUGGAAAUGGAAGUGUCCACUUUGUUGGAUACACAUCUCCCAACUGUGCUGAUGAAUAUCCUUUAUGAUGAUGUUUAUAUUAUCCUUUUUGAAUGU